This is a messenger RNA of Bursaphelenchus xylophilus (pine wood nematode), 1537 nucleotides long. Lineage: Eukaryota; Metazoa; Nematoda; Chromadorea; Rhabditida; Aphelenchoididae. The record is from the annotation of a GenBank genome assembly.
AUGCGAGUGUGGAGUGCGGUCGGGUUCGAGUGCAGGUGAGUGGUGCAGAGUGGGGUGCCUUUGCAUGUUUUGGGUUGUGUACGUGACACGAAGUUAGGAGUUUGGAUACUUUUCCGCAUGCGAGGGGGCCGCAGGCCCCCGAGCCUUCCAGUCAAGUCUUCACAGCACUCAGUAUGAGACGUGGCACCGCAUGCGAGGGGCCGCAGGCCCCGAGCCUUUUAAAAAUUUCAAAAGGAAUCAUAAGGCUUAGGGAAAAUUCAAAAGCAAGAGUAAAAGAACAAGCAAAAGUACCAGAAAUUGGGGGGCCCGAAGGGACCCCCUAAUUUCUGGUUUCUUUAUUCAAAGCAAAAAAGUCAAAAAUGCGUACGCCACUUGAGAUUCCAAGGACGUCUCCGAUCCAAGUACUAAUCAAGCGCACCGUUGCUUAACUUGCCAGAUCGGACGGGAUGGCGUGCUUUCAACGGGCUAUGGGCGUACACACUCCCUUCCCUUUCCACUUUUGAUUCCUUUCCCUGCAAUUCCACCCAGUCCCCGGCCGAGGCUACCUUUUCGAGAUUUUUUUGAAAUUUUCAGUCAAUAAUGACGUCAUGAAUACAGAAAAAUUAGAGAUCAUGCCUUUGGAGAGACCCCACAGAAAUAGCGUAAAUUCCCCAGCCAAAAAGGAAAGGGUCGAACAGAGGUAAGCUGGCACGCCAAUUUGUCUAAACAUAAAAAACGGAAAAAAAAUUGAUCGAGUCAAGUCUCUCCCUGGCCAUUUUGGACAACUGUUCCUCCCCGCAGGAACACGGUAAUAAAACGACAGAAAAUAACGGUAUCAAUGCAGAAAGAAUCAGAAUAUGCAGAAUCAAUGCAGAGAAAUCAAAAAGUGCACAAAAAAGACAGACAAAAAAAAUUUCUGCCUAGUUUGGCGGCCUUUCCCAAAAGAUAUAUUUUAGUGUGUCAAUUUGGAUGAACGGUAACUUUUUUUGAGGGGUGAAAGUUUAGGAUGUUUUCUUAUGAAAUUGUAGCAAAUUGCUUCAGCUUUCUAAUGGUACUUCGAUUUUUAUCAUAUCGUCGCUUUACGUGGAGGUACGCUUCAAAUACUGAAAUUAAGGAUUUUUUAAUUUAGAUGAAAUCGAAUAGAUUUUCACAAUCAUGCUACGCGCGAGUCUCCGCAUCAGCGGAGAGGAGAGAGGAGAAGAAACGAAGACGACAGGAAAUGGCCCAGUUGUUGGUCGAGAGAAAAAGACUCAAAACUCUGGAAGAUAAUGGCAAUGUUACGGUACCCCAGGACGACCAAAAAUUCGAAGUUUCCUCUGGAUCGGUAAGAUUAAACGUGGGAUUUUCUUCAUUUUAGGAUCGUUUAUGCUUUCAAGCAUGGGCUUUCAGAAUCCGCAAAAAUUUCGAAAAUCGGACAUUUAAUUUUCGAGAAAAUUUCGAUUUAAUUUUUUUGCCGGAGGGGGGUUUUUUUUGAAAAACAUGAUUUUAAUUGGUUUUAUGGUUUCAGAAUGUCCUUGAAAACGUCACCAACAUAACUCCGAUGAGAAUCAAACUCUAG